AUGAAGCUCCCCGAGCCUAAGGUCGCUCUGGAGAACAUAUGUUCAGUCAUCCACAACAACACUCUCUACACGUACGCUGCUGGUGCUUUUCAGUCACUGGCACUCGAAGAAGGCGCCAAAUGGAAGACGUUGUCGCAGGGCGAAUCAGUAACAGGAGCUGUUUGCGUGGGCUCAACCCCCAAAGAUGCCAGCCAGGCUGGCUUGUACAUUGUUGGAGGUAAGGGGACGUCAGACAACUAUCGCGGCCUGCAAAAGUUCACCUACGCGACCGGUAAAUGGGAAUCCAUCUCACCGCAGGACCCUGUCACCCAGAACCGAUUGCUUCAUGGAGCCACGUACCUCCCUGGCACUGACCAGAUUGUCAUGUACGGCGGCAGCCAGGAUGGGUACUCAGGGCCCUCGACGCAAACCUUUGUAGUCGGAGCGUCCGCGCCUUACAACACCCGAGCCUUCUCAUCAACCGCACCGCCUGUCGUGAACCCCAUGCUGUUGCAGUGGUCCGAUACUCAGGCGGUCCUGGUCGGAGGUAGCACCACCAACAACAAGAUCAUGAUCUUCAGUCCCGACACUGUUUGGACCGACUCGGGCGCGACGCUCGCGGAACCUUUGACAAAGGACACGACAGCGAUGAAGGCCGCCAUUAUAAACGGAGACGAUGGUAGCAAGAGCUUGUACACCUUCGACCUUUCAACGACACCGAACGAGGUCAAGCGAAUGGUUCUCGUCGACGCCUCGGGCGCCCCUGUUGUCAACUCCGCCGCGGUUUCGAAGAAGUCGAAGAGAGACACGGCUGGCAAGUUCGAGAAGCGGGCUCUGACCCUCAGUGACUGGCCCGCUUACAACAGCACAUUGGCACCCACUGGCACGCGCCUCAACUACGCCGUUGCUCAGGAUUCCGAUGGGCUCGUCGUCUUUUCAGGUGGAUCGGGAUCUGUUAACGAUCCUCUCUGCAUGUUCAACGCGCGCGAGAACAGCUGGGAGGAUGCCUCCCAGAAGCUGAACGCGCAGGAGGUUCUCAUCACCAGCGAAUCAACGAGCUCGGCCAGCAGCACUACCGCGACCUCGACUGUCAGCAGCUCGAGCUCGUCGGCGACCUCAUUUUCUACUCUGCCUGCGUCUAUCAGCGCCUCCGCCUCCGCCUCAUCGUCAGCUAGCUCCGAGACCGCCGCAGCCGGCGCCCCGGCUGCAGUUGGUGCCAACGCCAUCCUUGGCAUUGUUCUUGGCACCAUCACCGGCAUUAUGCUUCUCCUCGGCCUGAUCCUGUUCUGCAUCCGACGUCGUCGCGGCAAGAACAACCAACAGAACGUCGAGGGUGGCCAAAACGCUAGGGGCAUGAGCCCGAGAGGCUUCCCUGACGAGAAGGCCGGACUUGGGUACGGCAACGACGAUUUUGGCCCUGGCCCUGAUGGCCACUUUCGUGGCCACCAGCAGCAAGACUCGGCGGGCUCCUUCUCUUCCAUGGCUAUUCUGAUGGGCAAAGUCAACGGCAACAACGCGCCAAAGUCUGCUGGUGUCGCGCACAGCGGUAGCAACCGCGAUACUUCAAACAGCUUCUUCAAGAGCACCAUUGGCAAGCCUAUGCCCCAGAUGAACGAGCAGUCGGCCCUCUCACCGCCAUCUCGCGAUGAGAAGGGCGUCUCGUUCGCUGCUGAUGUUGUCGAGCCCCGCCCGACUCCCCGAGGAGCUCCCGUCGGCCGUGCCGGUGAGACGCGCAGAAGCUCAGGCUGGAACCGAUACUGGUCCGGAGGCAGCGCGCUCAACAUCCUUGGAUUCGGUAACUCGAAGCGGACAACGGUCGACUCGGACCGAAGCUCUCACUACUCGAACUCGAACCAAAAGAACCGGAUAACGCAGGACUCUGCCACCGUCCCUCCCCUCCACCUCAUCACCCAGGACUUGUCCACUGUCCCGCCCAUUCAGCACGAUGGCCGGCCAGAACUCAGCCGCGUCGUCUCGGGCAGUCCAACUGUGUCAAACUACUCGAACCAGAUUCCUUUCCGGGACGGUGUGUCUGCCAAGAUCGAAUCCCCCCGAAGACCUACCUCGGACGCUUCCUCUGGAUACUCGAGUGGCAUUCCUGAGAGUGUUCGCGACACGUGGGACCCUACUGGUCCCUCGAGGCCCUGGGGUGCUGAUCGUGCGCCGAGCAGUGUGUACGCCGAAAGCCUCUAUCCUACUUCGCUGGCGCCUAGCAUGCCGUACAGGCAAACCCAAACCGACAUGCCGAUUGGCGUCAGCCAGCAGCCCCCUCUCGCAAUGGCUUCCACGUCGUCAGACAUGAGCUGGCUCAACCUCGGUGAGAUCAACAAGCAAAACCAACGCUAG
Molecule: messenger RNA, 2325 nt
Organism: Colletotrichum spaethianum
Lineage: Eukaryota; Fungi; Ascomycota; Sordariomycetes; Glomerellales; Glomerellaceae
Exons: 1
Coding region: 1-2325 (774 amino acids)
Molecular function (GO): protein binding
Source: RefSeq, a predicted model, not a curated record